This is a messenger RNA of Patella vulgata (common limpet), 3210 nucleotides long. RefSeq names its product sodium- and chloride-dependent glycine transporter 1. Lineage: Eukaryota; Metazoa; Mollusca; Gastropoda; Patellidae. Gene Ontology annotation, biological process: sodium ion transmembrane transport. The coding region runs from base 50 to 1873 and encodes 607 amino acids. Gene Ontology annotation, molecular function: L-amino acid transmembrane transporter activity. The transcript is spliced from 13 exons. The record is from RefSeq and is a predicted model, not a curated record. Gene Ontology annotation, cellular component: membrane.
CAAGUCACUCGGGCGUAUUAUUACAUAUGUUAACGUUUAAAACCGUACCAUGGGUGUUUCCAAAGAAAUUAAUCUACAACACCAAUUAUUGACAAAUAACGAUAAGGAUAAAACAGAUGAUCAAGCUACCACAUCAAAUAUAAAGAAUGGCGAAAAUACCAAAAGAACGAAAUGGAAAAGAGGAAUAGAGUUUCUGCUUUCACUCGUUGGAUACAGUGUUGGGUUGGGCAAUAUCUGGAGAUUUCCGUACCUGUGUGCUAAAAAUGGCGGAGCCGUUUUCCUAAUUCCGUAUCUGAUUUUUAUGAUAUUGAUAGCAUUUCCACUGACUUUUAUGGAAUUGACGCUUGGGCAGUUUUCUGGUAAGAGUGCCUACGAUGUUUGGAAUAUUUGUCCGGCGCUAAGAGGAUUGGGCGUGUCCAUGAGCUGUGUGGCUGGGAUGUGCAGUCUGUAUUAUAAUACUAUUCUUGCAUGGAUAUUAUACUACCUGGUCCAUUCCUUCAUGUCACCUCUACCAUGGACAACUUGUGGAAAUACUUGGAAUAGUGACACCUGCUUUGUACGAAAUAAAGAAAAUGUAUCGGAAUCGAACCAUACCUAUUAUACAAAUGGAACUGUAUCAAAUAUCCAGAACAUGUCAAAUAAGUUCCAUACUGCCCCAGAAGAAUUUUGGAAUAACAACCUACUUGUGAUAUCGAGUGGAUUGGGUGAUUUUGGCACCAUGCAGUGGCAUCUAGUAGUUGCUCUAAUUGUAGCUUGGGUUAUAAUAUGGCUCUGUAUAAUCAAAGGUGUAAAAUCAGUUGGGAAGGUUGUGUAUGUGACAGCAACCUUCCCAUAUCUCAUCCUACUAAUAUUAUUAGUAAGGGCGCUUACACUACCUGGUGCAAUGAAAGGUAUACAGUUUUACAUGAUUCCAGAUUUCAGUAAACUUCUAUACAUUCAGGUAUGGACAGAAUCCCUACUGCAGAUGUUUUUCUCAAUGGGAAUGGGAUGGGGUGUAUUCAUCACAAUGGCCAGUUAUAAUAAAUUUAACCAUAAUGUCAUGAGAGAUACUAUUAUAUAUUGUUUUGCUGGAGAAGGUACAAGUUUCUUGGCUGGAUUCGUUGUUUUUUCCGUGCUUGGUUUUAUGUCUCAUGAAACUGGACUGGACAUCGUUGAUAUUAUUAGAACAGGUCCGGGUCUGGUAUUUAUUGCCUAUCCUGAAGCGCUAAGUCAACUUCCAAUACCACAGUUAUGGGCAGUUCUUUUCUUCUUGAUGCUCACACUGGUAGCCUUGGACACAAUGUUUGUUGAUGUAGAAGUAUGUGUAACAACUAUAGUUGAUCUGAUACCAAAACCCACAGCUAGAAUAAGGUUGAUAGUGACCAGUUCUACAUGCUUCUGUAUGUUUCUUGUAUGCUUGAUAUAUACCACACAGGCAGGUAUUUAUGUUUUUCAACUAGCAGACUGGUAUUUUGCAGCUAUCACUCUCCAUUUGAUUACCAUUUUAGAGUGCAUUGCUAUAGGAUGGAUAUACGGUGCUGAUAGAUAUUUUGGUGACAUAGAAUUGAUGUUAGGAAAACGUCCACCUAUACUGUUAAAAUAUAUUUGGUGCUUUAUCAUACCAAUUAUUCUGACCGUAAUUUUACUGUUCACACUGAUCAAAUAUGAACUACCUACAUAUAAUGACUAUCAUUACCCAACCUAUGCUACAGGUAUAGGAUGGUUUGUGGCUAUUAUAUCUGCAUUACCUAUACCAAUCUGGAUGGUAAAGGAAAUACUAGGACAAAAAGGUACUUUGGUUCAGAGAAUCAAAAAUUCAUUUAAACCGAAUGAAAGAUGGGGUCCAGCCAAAGAAUACAGGCUAACAAAUCAGUAUGCAGAGUCUAGUAUAUGACAAUAUUAUCUUACCCUAGGGAUGGCCAACCUUGGGCGCAUGCGCCAAACAGGAAGCAUCGGAUGAUCCCUGUAAUGAUAAUAAAGUAGGGCAGUAAGCCUACUCAUUUUUUUUAGCAAUGUUUUGUUUUUAUUAUUUCGUGCACAUUCUAUUUAGCGAAUGUUAUGUUCUUUCACAUUAAUAUGUUUUCAGUUUAAACAAUAUGCCCAAUGAAUCAAACUAUCGUCCCAUCUAUAAAAACAUAUUUUUUCAAGAUGUAUGACGGGGUUACAUUUGAAUUCGUGUAUGACACGUGGUAUGCAAAAGGUGGGCCACUUAGACUAUAAUUCGAAUUAAGGGAAAUAUACUGAUAUUAAGUAAUCUUUGAUGUUUUAUUGUUAUCAUGAUACUCCUUUAAUUGAUAUAUUCAAAAAAAGUAGGGGAUAUUCAGAAACAAUACAAAAAUGCGGAAAUGCAAUGCUGUUUUUAUAAGAGGUAACCAGUGUAUGUUAAUAACAGGCCAAUUGCCUACACAUGAACAUAAACAGUUCAUAUGGGCGGCUUAUCUGACGGCCCCAUUUCACUCGCAAAGAGAUACACUGUCAAAAGUGAAAAUGGACGUUUUUGAUUUUUGUCUUAAUAAUGAGUAAUUGCUCCUCCAAUCCUCAGACAUUCAGCAAUUCGCCAUGGUAUGCUCCUAAUCAACCGUCCAAUCACGAUUUGGAGCAAUCUGACCCACUCCUCUUGCAGUGCCACUGCCAAUUCAUGAGUGUUGUCGGUUGACGUUGACGUCGACGAACACGUUUACCGACCAAAUUAAACGUACACACUAAAGCAAGAUACGCUAAACAGUAAAUCUUAUGCAAGGACCGAUAUGAAAGCAAACAUGGAUAGAAUAAACAAGCAAGCGGCGGUUUUCAUCAACCCUUCCUUGAAGUGUCAAAUUUGACAAUGAACCCCUCCCACGUGUGUGGCGCUAUUGCGUGUCGCACAUGCAGCUCAGUGGUUCUGUUGGGGCGAUAAGUUCUUCGUCUGUGAACAUACUUUCAAAGCAUGUCAAGUGUCCAUGACUAUUUAUCAUAUCACAACCUGCAUAGGUAUUCGCAUUUCAAUAUCCCCUACUUUUUUUGAAGAGUAUAUUUCAAGUUAGACUCAAGAGUUACAUUUAUUUUAAUAUUACAUGUAUAAUAUUAUUAUAUUUAUAGGCACAUUUAAUUAUUGUUUAACAUUAUUAUGUUUAUCUAAUAAUCAAACAAAUAUGUGCAUUUAUUUAUCAGUUAUUUUGAUCUAAAUGUAAGUUUCAGAAAAUUAGAUUUAUAUUACUUAAAUAAUCAAAUAAAUGUAAGAGAUUUUAUUUA